AUGAUAUCUGAUAAUCACUCCAAAAAGCUAAUCUAUCCAGCCUCUGGAUAUGUCAAAAAUGAUAUUAUCAGAGUUAAACCUGUAUCUUCUUUUCCAGCUCACUCUUCAUCAAUACCCCCAUCCCAUAAACAUUUUUAUAACUCUUUAGUGUCAUUGGUUCCUUUGUAUGCAGGCAGUGGAUGUACCUGGGUGGACUGUUAUGGAUGUGAUUUGCUUUUACCUUCUCUGUCCAUUACAAGAUUUUUCUUCUGUAGAAAUGUUUCUGUUCCUCCUUUUCUUCUUCUUAUCUCUUUAAUCAUCUUUCUUUUCUGUAUUCUUUGUACUUCUUUCUUCUUCUUUUCUACUUUUUUCUUUUUUACUCAUUCUUUUUAUACCUAUUUCCUUUCUGUUGUUAAUUCUUAUACCAUCUUAUCUGUUGCCCCUUUAUACUUCCUUUUUCCUUUGCCUCUUUUCUUUUCUUGGCAAUUUAUUUAUACUCUUUUCAUUUUUGCAGUGUUUUCUUUAUUCUUUUCUUCUCAUUACUUUAAAUUAUAUUUUUCUUGUUUUUUUUUUUUAAACAUUCUUUUUUUAUCCUUUUUUCAUAUUUAUUUUGUUCUAUUCCUCCUCUCUUACUUUCUUCCAGUUUCUUUCUUUAUUUAUUCAAUAUUUUUUUCUCCUUACUCUCCUUUUUACUUCCUUUUUUUAUUUAUACUUUUCUACAGCAAGUUCUUUCCCUUUCUCUUUUUUUUGUUUUUCUUUGAAUUUCUCAAUCUUUCCAUUACUAUUACGUUUUUCUUCCUUUUUUUAUUACUUCAUAUCUCUUUCCUUACUUGUAUCAUUUUUCUUUCUUUUGUGUUUUAUUCUUUCACCUCUUUCUAUUUAGAAUUUUUCUCUUUCUUUUUGGAAUUUUUCUCUCUCUUUUUAGAAUUUUUCUCUUUCUUUCAUAUUUAA
Acanthosepion pharaonis is the source of this 930-nucleotide messenger RNA. NCBI's taxonomy places the organism in Eukaryota, Metazoa, Mollusca, Cephalopoda, Sepiida, Sepiidae. The record is from the annotation of a GenBank genome assembly.